This is a messenger RNA of Blastomyces dermatitidis ER-3, 5166 nucleotides long. RefSeq lists its product as hypothetical. The transcript is spliced from 5 exons. The record is from RefSeq and is a predicted model, not a curated record. Lineage: Eukaryota; Fungi; Ascomycota; Eurotiomycetes; Onygenales; Ajellomycetaceae. Bases 1455 to 3749 code for a protein of 764 amino acids. Gene Ontology annotation, molecular function: acyltransferase activity, transferring groups other than amino-acyl groups.
UCUGUCCUUCGCAUCUUGCACUACCCAUUCGAGCCCCUCGUUCAGGUUACUGCCUGUCAUUGCACUGCAUGGGAAUAUUGUCCACUUGUGAGUCUUGAUCGCAUCAAGCUGUAGCGCCUAUCCUCCCGUAGAAACACAUCUCAGCAAAUUCAUAUUAUCAAUAAGCCCAGCAAGUUCCUCUCUGCAGUCGUCGAUUCGGAGGCGAUCCGUGGCAUCAACCACCCAGAUCAAAGCGUCGGUUUUUUCGAAAUAAUUUCUCCAGUACGACCUCAAUGUCUUUUGCCCUCCAACAUCCCCUACAUGGGAAAAAAUAUGCCAGUUUUAGAGUUUCCAUUUUUUUUCAUCUUGUUUUUUUUCCCUUUUGGCUUGCUCGUAAGUUCAGGAUGAAAACUUACAUAUGUUUAACUUGUACCUAUUUUCGAUAGAACAGAUGGCCAGUCAGUCCACUUGGAGUUUAUUCAAGUAACCUGCUCAACAUGACAAACCACUAUACCUACCCUUGGAAAUCAAUAGAUUUGAUGAUAAAGCCCAGCGUUGGGCUAACAGUGGUGAUAUCCUCAUUCAUAAUCCUCUUGACAAUGGUUGUUUUGCCUGCAUUAUCAAGCCCUCUUCUGUCAAUCAGCGGCAAAGCUUCACAACCAUGGCAUAACCAAAGGGAAAAUGGACUUACAGCAUCAGGAUUCUCAUUUCCUUGUCCUUCAGCCUUGCCUUUCGCAAUAUAGAAAGCAUAUUGGCAUGCUUUUUGCAGGUGUCUCUGUCUAGCGUUUGGAUGUUGCAAGAGUCAAAGGGAUUUUUCACGGAGGUAAAUAUUGUGAGAUUUCUCUCAUAGAAUUAAAUACUUAAUUAUUUCCCGCCCAAACCCAACCCCCAAACCAACCUGAACUCCAGAAACGUAUAUCUCUAUCUCAACGUCUCAUUUUCAAAAUAGAGAGAUAUAAUCCAGCCUAAUAUUUAGCUAGGUUUAUUUAUGUUCAAUUGAUGGCCUGUAUCUUUGUUUGGAUUUGUCUUAGCAUAUUUCGUAUUUCGCCAUCUCCAGGGUGAUGCGUUUGCUCUCUAUGUCCUGUAGUGACACAGUCUACUCUUUCACAGUUUCAACCAGGCACCACCAGCCAUCGGAAAUACUCAUUCUUCCAUUGAGUUGAUAUUCUCACUUCAAAGAUAUUCCCCAGUGUCUUUCUUUCUAUUGAUACACACAGCUACACGAUCUUCCAACUUCUACAUUGGAUUCAUCAAAACAUCCAUCAUCCUCUAUCACUUCUUUCGCCGCUCAGGGAGUGAUUGUUAGCCAUUUGAGGCUGAUGACAGUUAGUGCAAGGCCCUCAGGGAGUAGAGGGUUUUGCCAUCUGAUUCCAGGGCCCUUGGGAUAAAGCAACCUGCCCAAGUGGAUAUCGUACUCUUCCUCGAGUAACCUACAUAAGCACCCAGACUUAGGAAGACGCGGCAACACAUCAACAAUGGAGGGACUCAGGAUGUCAAAUCACAAGGAUCACCUAUCAUCCGCUGAUGAAUGGAGUGAAAUGUUGACUUCAUUCAAAACAUUACAGGCCACUUCACAGUCAAGGUAUCAGGCAAUACGAUUAUCUCUCAAUGAGGCUCCUCGGGCUUUGUCCUCCAAGAAGGACCACACUGGUUUGCAAACACCAACACAUCAAGAAAGUUCCAAUGUCGCCAUUGCCAACCCUCCCGAUAUUAAGACCCAAAACACUCCGGAGGCCUCUGCUGGGCUGCAAACACCUACCUCAAAGAGAUUAGAUACAUCUAGCCUAGCAAAGUCAAAUAUCGGAAUUGCCAACUCUGUCAUAGCAGUCAUACCCUUAAAAGUUGCGGCUGAGCAUGCCCAGGAAACUAUUCCCAAGAAGGAAGACGUGACAAGCUCCGGGCAUUUCUCCAGUCGACGCCAGUCACUUGUUCCGAAAAUCCAUCCUGCCUCUGACUCUGAUAUCAUUACUGAAGUGAAGAGAGCCAUCGCUACUCCCAAGAAGCGGGAUCAGGAUAUGGUAGUUCUAUCCCCUUCUCCCACAGACGGUUCCGAUAAAGUCCUGCUUCCACAGUACAAAAAGAAAUACACAGCAGGAUCACCUCUGGCCCGAGGUACCCCAGCUACUCCAUCAAAUAGGCAACAGCCUGCACUACCUGUCCAAAAUCUACACGAAAUUUCCAAUCAGAGGAGCUCGACCACGACCAACUGCCCUGACACCAGUCCCACGAAUAUAGCCAGCGGAACUGGCUUCCUUAGUGCUAGACGUGCUAUACAGAAAAUACCGACAUCUCAUGGACCCCCAAAACCUCCUCAGCUUGCGAACAUGAGACGCAGGAAACCCAAAGUGAUUUUGAAUGCACCCAACGAGACUUCAAUAGGUCCUCUAAAGAAAACUGAAAUCGACGACAAACUGGAGCGCCUUCAGAGAGAAGGAAAACAGAAGAUUGGUCAGCAGCUCCGUGGCAUUGACCUCCACGCAGCUGAAGGGCCUUCGCCCCUUGACCGUGCGCGCCAGGGAGAGGGAAAUGAUCCAACAUCACCUGUCGCUAAGGAAAUUUCCCUUGCUCUUGCUAAGCGAGAUAUUGCAGCAUUAUCACCCUCUUUACAUGAUUCUCGGUCAGGUAAGAAUUCAUCCGGCGAUACAGGGCUAGAUAAUGGUGAUUCGUCCGAUAAAGCUGCAUAUCGUACCCCUUUCUCUGAACGUAAUUCAGAUUAUUCAGAGCAAAGGAAUAACCAUUACUCCAUGUCGGGGGGUGAUAAUCUUUCUAUGUCAGUAGUCGACUGGCAUCACCGCCCUUGGGACAGUCACUCAGGUCCGAAAUAUACCCAUAGGUUUAAAAAUUGGUUGAAGACAGUUGGAGAAUUGGAUCGCGUCUGGGUUGAUACAAACAGCCUAGAGUUCAACGAUGCAAACUAUCAUUCCAGUGGUGGACGUGGCACGUUUCACUCACCGGUAAAGUCACCUAUCACAUACCUUGAUCCGGCCGACCCACAAAGUGCUGCGCAUGCGCACGAGACGGCUAGUGGCUAUAUUCAUAAUUGGAAUUCUCAGCUGAAACGGGAACGACAAGAAGCUAAAUGGAAGAAAAAUCAGAUGGCUAUGCAAAUGCAGCUCAGUCAGCAAUGCCGCCAACCCCUUGCGAUAGAAAUGAAUCCGCACACGCCAAAGUUAAAUCUGUACUUGCGACCUAUAGAAACGAAGGAUAUCCCAGGGUUACUUAAGCUGUUCAAUUCGUACAUUCAAAACACUGUCCGCUGCGUCGACCUAGAGCCACUCUCUUUGGAAAGUUUGGAGGAGCGCAUUGCAGAAUGCGAGCGAGAGAAAUUCCCAGCCCUCGUUGCUGUUGAGCAGAAACCACGCCUAGGUCACGCCCUGAGUGGCGAGGAGGAAGAAAUAUUCGGUUGCAUUCUUGCAUGCGACUUCACAGGCCCAGCGACCAUCCAUCGCUACACUGCAGAGCUGGAACUAUUCGUUGACCCCAAAUACUGUCGCCUACGCGUUGGAAGUUGCCUCGUUGAUAAAUUACUGGAAAUCUGCGAUCCUGACUACUACCCCAACCAGGGAUAUCAUUUUGACUGCGCUGCAGCACAGGCCGACGUGUACCGUGCAGGUAAAAAUCGGCAAGUGGCCAGAUUAAUAUUCAUUUUACACCACGUUGCGGACAAUGAUGGCGAUUACCAAUGGACCAAGGAGUGGCUAGUGAGUAAAUUCGGGUUUGAGGAACAGGCCCUAUUGAAAGGCACUGGGCUUAAAGAGGGGAAAUUGUGAGAGAGCCCAUUUUCCACGAGAGUACUUAAUAUUUGACUUACAUGGCUGGACAUAAACGGUUCAGCUCCAUACGGACACGCAGCAUGCUAAUCUUUCCCCUUUUUUUGCCUUUUCUUCGGGAAUUUUCUAGGUUAAAUUCGAGCUAUCUGGUUCGCAGUAUCAGGUUUAUGCCCGAGGAGGCCUAGGUCGCGAAUUGUAACCUUCACUACAAAGCAAAUCACUACGCUCACGGCUAAAACGAUUCGAUGAAACUUCAUUCUCGCGGUUUUCUUUUAACUAUCGUCUACGCUCUUACAGUUCAUGUCUCGUACUCCUAUAUGGCUCGUGGGUCCUGACCUCUGUUUGGAUCCCAUCGCGCUUGCCAGCCUACUGCGAAACAUACUUGUGUGGUUUUAUGUUACUUGAACAUUUGCGAUUUGGAAGUAUAUUUGUGUUAUUACUCUAUUCACAUCUCUUUAACCCGUCCCUGUCCCUGUCCUGUUUCUUCACAUUCCAAAAGAGUUCAGUUGAAGCAGCGGGGAGUUGGAAGGCGGAGAAGGAAAAUGUAGCCCGCCUGCUCAGUAUUACAAGGCUGGAACCAGGAUAAAAACAUGUGAUUACUUAGGAAAUAGAACUGAAAAAUUAGCGUCUUGUUUCAUCUUUUUUAAACUUCAUGUUGAAUCUUUCAAAUGUCAUUAGCGCUUAGCAAUGUUUGCAUUCAAUCGUGUUAGCAACCCCCACAUACUCCAAGGUUUCCUAUCACUAAAACUUUAUUCCGCCCUAUGGGAGCCGAGUCCUGACUCCUAAGUACACGUCUUCUUCAUGCCAAGAAUACUCAGAAGAGAAGUGGGGCGGAGGAGGGGGAGUUGGGGGGCCUGGACGCCCGGUAGGGGUCGGGCUGGGGGCAAAGAACCGGAAUCAUAACUGGAUAUAACUAGAAUGGUAAAAGAAAGAAAAUGGGCAUAGAAAAAGUAUCUAUGUUCUAAUUUAUUCUAUUCUUAACGAGUGACUCAAAUAUGCAAUCUAUCUGUGUCCUAUGCUAUUCAAUCCAUCCAUAAAUUCUGAGAAAAAGAGAAAAGAAAAGAACAGCAAGCCUCCUUGAUAUCCUCUCUCCCGUACACUAGAGCCAUCUAAUCCCCUUCUAUAUUUAAGAGGUAGAACAGUCGCAGCUGCAGCUGAGAGGCAGGCUGCCUGUAGCUCCGAUACCCGAGGCAACACCUGAGAGCUUGAUCCCUGAGCCUGAAGCGAGAGCGGAAGGCGAGGGCGAAGGAGAGGGCGAAGGAGAGGGCGAAAGUGUAGAGGCGGCAUCGGGGUCGACUUGCUGGGCCAGAGCAGGCACAGCUGGGGUAGAUGAAGCAGAUGAACUGGCAGAGGGAGUUUCACUCGAAGGUGAAGGGGCGCUGGGAGGCGCAUCACCCCCACUCGAACCUUCACCGGG